This is a messenger RNA of Melitaea cinxia (Glanville fritillary), 537 nucleotides long. RefSeq lists its product as uncharacterized. Lineage: Eukaryota; Metazoa; Arthropoda; Insecta; Lepidoptera; Nymphalidae. The record is from RefSeq and is a predicted model, not a curated record. Bases 1 to 537 code for a protein of 178 amino acids. The transcript is spliced from 3 exons.
AUGCUCAAAAAAAGUCAAUCUAUGCCCAAACGAGAAGCAUUGUCAGUAGAUGAGCAGAUAUGCGCUACUAAAGCCUCUAAAAUGCUGCGCCAAUAUCUACCUAAUAAGCCUCAAAAAUGGGGGUUUAAACUGUUGGUGCUAUGUGAUGAUCGAGGAUUUGUGUACGACUUCAAAAUAUACAUUGUAAUGGAGAAUAAUUCAGAUCUGAGGCUUCCUAAUGAGCCUGACUUGGCCUAUUCCCAAGGAUUUACAAGACGACAAGGAAAAUCUAUACAAAUACCAUCAUUGGAAGAUCUAGAAAGUAGCAAAAAGAAAAGAGGAUAUUCGGAGAAAUGGGUAGGCAAUGUAAAUGGCACAGAUAUUGUCACAGUUAUGUGGUAUGAUAACAAACCAGUGGUGCUGUCUUCAUCUUUUGUAGGAAAAUACCCUACUCAAAAAAAAAGUUGGGGAGAUGCGACAAAGAGCUACACCGCUGAAAUUGAAAGACUUCAAAGUUUGAAGUACUCUCUGUUUAAUUCUAUACCCAAUAGUCUUUAA